Talaromyces rugulosus is the source of this 966-nucleotide messenger RNA. RefSeq lists its product as uncharacterized. The record is from RefSeq and is a predicted model, not a curated record. NCBI's taxonomy places the organism in Eukaryota, Fungi, Ascomycota, Eurotiomycetes, Eurotiales, Trichocomaceae. The annotation marks the transcript as partial. The transcript has 2 exons.
AUGCUGAAGCACCAGCUACCCUCACGCAACCUCGUACCCAUCCCGUUAUACAUCGCACCACACCCGAUCAACACGAUGCACAAUACCUCUGUCACUCCGAAACAAGGUCGGCAAGCGUCUUCGGAAACUGCAUAUGGUCUCAAUGACCCUUAUCUUGACCUAACCAGAUCGGCGUCAGUGAAGAUGGAACCCCAAGACUAUUCCCCUCCGACAACAAUUGGACUGGGUAUCUUUCAGAAUGUCCCCGCCGGCGUUCCCGUUACUCAGUCUCUCUCCAUUCAGAACUGGCCGAACCAGCCUGUUAUCGGGACGUCGGCGUGCUUCCAUUCAGCCAUGGGUGCUCCAGAUUAUAGCACUCUUCCAUACUUCCAACAACAGUACCCGAGCGGCCCUGUUAUCGGUCAGCCGACAAUGCCCUUUUCCGGCUUGGUUCCUCACGAUCAAAACUCUCCGGUAUAUUAUAGCUCUGAUAUUAGCGCGAGAAGUUGUGAUAGUCCAAUCUAUGGAGAAGCUUCUAGCUGGUCGAUCACCCCACAGUCACAGAUGGAAACGCCUUUGCGGUACCCGAAGCAAGAGCCACAUAUAAACAGCCCGAUAUGGGAAGCAUCCCUUUCUCCAACAAGGCCAACUUUGUCCAGCACUCCUAUAGCGUUAGGCCAACAGCAUGUCGACUCGACAGUAGGAAGGGUGAACACCAAACCCUUAGACCAAUCUCCAUCACUUGAUGGGACAGAAUCCGUUGCAGAGUCUGAUGCCUGUCUGCAUGUGUCUGCAGAGGGAUCCACAUCUCCCGAUCCGUUCACAUCAGGACUGUGCUGCAAAAUCUGCGGGAAACGUUUCACAAGAAAGGCAAACUGCCUAGACCACGCCAAGCGACAUGACCCAAAACAGAGGAGUGAAUUUCCUUGCCAUGAAUGUGGUAAGAGUUUUGGAAGGAAGACAGAUUUAAAGCGGCACUUUUCGACG